Messenger RNA from Chaetura pelagica (chimney swift), 2536 nucleotides. RefSeq names its product mitogen-activated protein kinase kinase kinase 7 (gene MAP3K7). The coding region runs from base 214 to 1869 and encodes 551 amino acids. The transcript has 18 exons. Lineage: Eukaryota; Metazoa; Chordata; Aves; Apodiformes; Apodidae. Gene Ontology annotation, biological process: positive regulation of canonical NF-kappaB signal transduction; JNK cascade; protein phosphorylation. Gene Ontology annotation, molecular function: MAP kinase kinase kinase activity; magnesium ion binding; ATP binding. The record is from RefSeq and is a predicted model, not a curated record.
UACCAGUCUGCAAAAUUGGAAGAAGUUGUUGGAAGAGGAGCUUUUGGUGUGGUCUGCAAGGCAAAAUGGCGAGCUAAAGAUGUAGCCAUUAAACAAAUAGAAAGUGAAUCUGAAAGAAAAGCCUUCAUUGUAGAGCUUCGUCAACUGUCACGUGUAAACCAUCCCAAUAUUGUCAAGUUAUAUGGAGCCUGUCUAAACCCAGUGUGUCUUGUUAUGGAGUAUGCUGAAGGAGGUUCUCUGUACAAUGUGCUGCAUGGUGCUGAACCUCUCCCUCAUUAUACUGCUGCACAUGCCAUGAGUUGGUGUUUACAGUGCUCCCAAGGAGUAGCAUAUCUCCACAGUAUGAAACCAAAGGCUCUAAUCCACAGAGACCUGAAACCACCAAAUUUGCUCUUGGUAGCUGGGGGGACAGUUCUAAAAAUCUGUGAUUUUGGUACAGCCUGUGAUAUUCAAACACACAUGACCAACAACAAGGGAAGUGCUGCUUGGAUGGCACCUGAAGUUUUUGAAGGUAGCAAUUACAGUGAAAAAUGUGAUGUUUUCAGUUGGGGUAUUAUUCUCUGGGAGGUAAUCACCCGCAGGAAACCUUUUGAUGAGAUUGGUGGCCCAGCUUUCCGCAUAAUGUGGGCAGUUCACAAUGGUACUCGGCCACCACUGAUCAAAAACUUACCUAAACCAAUUGAGAGUUUAAUGACCCGUUGUUGGUCCAAGGAUCCCUCACAACGACCAUCCAUGGAGGAAAUUGUUAAAAUAAUGACACACUUAAUGCGGUACUUUCCAGGAGCUGAUGAGCCUCUGCAGUAUCCUUGCCAGUAUUCAGAUGAAGGCCAAAGCAAUUCUGCCACUAGUACAGGUUCAUUUAUGGACAUCACUUCCACAAACACAAGUAACAAGAGUGAUGCGAACAUGGAACCAAGUGACUUCCAAGGAGCUUCUACCAAUGACACUAUUAAGCGUUUAGAGUCAAAAUUGGCACAACAGAUGAAAAACACAGCCAAGCAGCCGGGUGAUCCUGGUCGUUUGAGUUUACCCCCAUCUCGUGGGAGCAGCGUGGAGAGCUUGUCAGAUGUUCGUGCACGACCACAAUCAGCCCUGGUUUCAGGAGAAGCCAAAAGGAUGAGUGCUGACAUGUCUGAAAUAGAAGCAAGAAUAGCUUCCAUCACAGCUUAUUCCAAGCCUAAACGAGGCCAUCGUAAAACUGCUUCAUUUGGCAACAUUCUGGAUGUCCCUGAGAUCAUCAUACCAGCAGGAAACGGACAGCAGAGGCGCAGAUCCAUUCAAGAUCUUAGUGUUGCUGGAACAGAGUCCAGUCAGGAGAGUAGAAACAGCAGUAGGUCAUCUAGUCCUAGUGUGAGAAUGAUCACUACCUCGGGACCAACCUCUGAAAAGCCAACUCGUAAUCCAUGGACACCUGAUGAUGCAGCUGCUCUUGGAGAUAGCAUAGUCUUUGAGGGCAACACCUUAGUUUCUCUACCACGACUACUCUGUGGCAGGUGCUUUUGGGGUAUGGAGACCAAUGGGUCAGAUAACUCCAUCCCAAUGGCAUACCUUACAUUAGAUCAUCAGUUACAGCCUCUAGCACCAUGCCCAAACUCCAAAGAAUCUAUGGCUGUGUUUGAACAGCAUUGCAAAAUGGCACAAGAAUAUUUGAAAGUUCAGACAGAAAUUGCAUUGCUGUUGCAGAGGAAACAAGAGCUAAUAGCAGAACUGGACCAGGAUGAAAAAGACCAGCAAAACACAUCUCGACUGGUACAAGAACAUAAAAAGCUUUUAGAUGAAAACAAAAGUCUCUCAACUUACUAUCAGCAAUGCAAAAAACAAUUAGAGGUCAUCAGAAAUCAGCAACAGAAACGGCCUGGCACAUCAUGAUUUCCUGGGACCUUUCAAAUGAAAAAUAUGCACAGAAAAGACUGAUAAUUUCUUUUCCUUUUUUUUUUUUUUUCUUUUUUUAUUGUUACUAUUUUCCCUUAUUAUGACAACUCAUGAGUGUUAGCUUCUUGGUGUGAUCUGUAUUUGUCUGCUACACUUAAGAUCAUUUAAUUUUCUUUUUCCUAUGGUGGAUGUCCAGUUCAACAGGUUAAUUGAAUAAGGUGAGAAAACAGUGACUUGAAUUAACCAACAGCCCUCAGUUUAAAGCAAGAACAGUGGCUCUGUGCAUGCUCCCUGUGUGAAGGCUAGCCUAGCAAAGUGGCUGCUGAAUUGUAAGAUCUUGGUUUUAGUUUCUGGUGUUACCUCAAUAAGAGCAAAACAAAAACUUCCCUGUUUGAGAAUGGUUUUGUUCCAGUGACUCAUCUCAAACUAUUCAUAUGAUGAUUAUUUUCAGGACUUCAACAUGCAUCAAGCUGCAGAGGUGAUGCUGGCUGACCUGCAGUAAUUCAUGAUGUGAUGCCUCUUGCCUGUAGAUGUAGUGUAUUUUUUCCACAUGCAAAAUGGUAGGCAAACUGAUGCCAGCAUCUUUGGUUCAGUGCUUGAUAGCCCAGUGUUUUGACUAAUACGUUUCUUGUAUUCUUGCAUUCAUAAAAUAUUUGAAGUAAAA